Messenger RNA from Filobasidium floriforme, 980 nucleotides. Its product is annotated as Pyruvate/Phosphoenolpyruvate kinase-like domain-containing protein. The record is from RefSeq and is a predicted model, not a curated record. Gene Ontology annotation, molecular function: aldehyde-lyase activity. The transcript has 4 exons. NCBI's taxonomy places the organism in Eukaryota, Fungi, Basidiomycota, Tremellomycetes, Filobasidiales, Filobasidiaceae. Bases 127 to 927 code for a protein of 266 amino acids. Gene Ontology annotation, cellular component: cytoplasm.
GUAUAAGAAUGAUGGCGCGUAGGAUUGGUUUGCCCAUUCAUCUCGAGGGCUAGCAUUCUGAUUUCUCUCAGACUCCCAUCAUCGUCGCCUUCUUCUACCCCAAACGUCAAAUCCUCAAUUUUCAUCAUGUCCUACAACACUGCCCACACUACCACCAACGCCAACUCCCGAUUGAGACUGCUCAACAAGUUGAAGUCGGGCGAGUUUCCGCUCAUGACCUUCAUGGCCAUCUCCUCUGUUCGCAUGGCGCAAAUCGUUUCCCUCACGGGUGUCGACGGUAUCAUCGUCGAUUGCGAGCACGGAAACAUUGGCGACGAUUCGAUGCACAACUCGGUGGCUGCCAUCUCGGCUCUGGGGGUUAGCCCGAUCAUCCGAGUCAGGGGCACUUCAUCUGACAUCCUCAAACGAGCUCUGGAUACCGGCGCACACGGUCUGAUGGUACCCCAGGUCAACACUGCCGAGGAAGCACAACAGGUUGUCACAUACUCCAAGUUCCCUCCUCAAGGCCUUCGAGGUCAAGGUUCAGCUUUCCCAGCUAUCGCCCAUGGACUUACAACACCCGAGUAUAUGAAGUCCGCCAACGAAACUCUGAUCACGAUGAUCCAGAUCGAGACGGCGGCGGGCGUCGAGAACGUUGAUGCCAUCUGCGCUGUGCCCGGUGUUGAUCUCAUCUUCAUCGGGCCCAACGAUCUCGCACAAUCCCUGCUCGGCUACGUCCCCGCGCGUGGCGACGAACCCGUCUUCAAGUCGGCCAUCGAAAAGAUCGUCGCUGCCGCCAAGAAGCACGGCAAAUGGGUGGGACGGCUCGUCAACAAUGGAUCCCUCGCCAAGGAUGCGAAGAACACGUUCGAUACCGUCGCUAUCACCGGAGAUACGAAAGCUAUUCAGAAUUGGUACAUGAGCGAGUUUGAUAUCGCGAGGUCCUGAUCAGCGCCUGGAAAGAUUCUACUUGUAUCGAGUACAUUGCGAACGAUUUCCAC